AUGACUGCACGGGCGCUUCUCAUCUUCCUGCCCCUCCUGAGGGUACAGUCGCAGCUGCAGUAUGGGAAUCGCUCGACUCUGGAGAAGCUGGCAAAGGAAGCCGAGGAGCACGCCGGGCCCGAGGAGAAGGUCAGCGAGGGAUUCACGAACCCCAGCCUUUGCGACUCCAGUGUGAAGCAGACGGCAGGCUACAUUUCCGUGAACCCGAUCACGAACUAUUUCUUCUGGCUUUUCGAGGCUAAGCAGAACCCCGAAUCAGCACCGUUGCUGAUGUGGCUGUCUGGCGGCCCCGGCUGCUCCUCGCAGCUGGCCCUAUUCGCAGAGAACGGACCCUGCAAGGUGGCAAAGAACGGUGACAAGACCUACACGAAUCCAUCGUCUUGGCACAACGCAGCCAACGUGAUGUGGGUCGACCAGCCUGCCGGUGUUGGAUUCUCCACCGGUAUCGGCACCCACGACGAGAAGGGAGUCGCAGAGAAUAUGUACACGUUCUUGCAGAAGUUCUUCCAGCAGUUCCCACAAUACCAGAAGACCAACUUCUUUGUGUUCGGAGAGUCCUAUGCAGGACACUAUGUUCCGGCUAUUUCCCACCGAAUCUGGAGCGGCAACAAGGCCAACGAGGGACUGCACAUUCCUCUGAAGGGCCUGGCCAUUGGCAAUGGACUGACUGACCCACUGGAGCAGUACAAGUGGUACCCUGAGAUGGGCCACUUCGGUGGACAGCAGGAGGGAGGGCAUGCGCCUGCAAAUGUCAUCAGCAAGGGCGACUACUACAUCAUGAAAGCAAUGGUCCCGGCAUGUGAGCUUGGAAUCAUUGCCUGCAACAGAGGCGUGGACCCAGACCCCCAGACUGGCGGCAUCGUUAAUGCCACGGCCUGCUUUGCAGCCUACGAUGCCUGCAACUUCAUGGCGAUCAUGCCUUAUGAGCUGACAGGCAAGAACCCGUAUGACAUGCGCAUCAACUGCGAGCACGGGCGCCUUUGCUACGACUUCGACAUGAUUACGACCUACCUGAACAAGCCGGAGGUGCAGACGGCGCUCGGUGUGAAGAAGACCUGGGGCUCUUGCAACAUGGCGGUGGACCUGUCCUUUGUUGCUGCUGGAGACUGGCUGGUGAGGUAUCAGGGCCUGCUCCCUGAUCUCCUCAAAGAUGGCAUUGACGUGCUCAUCUAUGCCGGUGAUGUAGAUUACAUCUGCAACUGGCUGGGGAACAAGGCUUGGACGCAGAAGCUUGACUGGGAGCACUCGGCGGAGUUCAACAAGGCCGAAGAUGAAGAGUGGAAGGUGAACGGCCGCACGGUGGCGAAGCUCCGGUCCUCCAAUGGCCUCAGCUUCAUGCAGGUCUUCGAGGCUGGGCACAUGGUCCCCAUGGACCAGCCCGAGGUUGCCUUGGAGAUGGUUCGUCAGUUCGUCAGCGGCAAGUUGCAGCAGGGACAGGGCGCCAAGAAGGUGAUCACGAAAGAUAACUUCACGCAGUGGACAAAGGACUGUGGCGUGAAAUGCAUUCAGAAGCAAUAUGAUGAAAUGGCGUCAUCAGCCCGACAGAACGGGCGGACCCUCCAAGCAGAGAUGCAGGCUCAAGGUUUCAAGGACUUUCACGCCUUCAGCAAAUCCUGCCCUCGUUUUCGGAAGGGCUGCUGGCCGAUAGAACUUGCCGAACUGGGGAGCGGCUAUGUGCUGUACUUCCAGUUCUUGGGCUUCCUCAUGUGCAUCUUUUUCGCGCAUUUGUGCCUUCAGGUUCCUGUCAUGACGAUCUACUCAGAGGCUAGCAACCUCGCAGACUGGUAUCAUCUUGACGAUUGGACGAAGGCAUACAGCGACGAUGCCACUGUGUGCAACUGCAUCGGCAACUCUGCUGGUGUCGGAGCGUCCUGCGGCGCCUGGGAUAUGCCACUCUGUGAUAAUGAGACGUCGUGUGCCUUCAGCACUCCUGGCAUGUAUGUGUGUCAAAGCUGGUGUUACACGUCCAAGUACUGUCCCAGAAUCGACAGUGUGAGCAACUCCAUGCGCAAUGUCUACAUUUCCGACGGGAGCAACAUCCUUGUGAAGACCGGUUUCCGAUCCGCGGACGUGGAGUACUCGGGCGCCGAUGUAGCGACGAACCAGGCGGUGUGGAUCGGCACUUUCUGGCUGUCCCCGGGGAACACCGGCCCUGACGAGGUGGCGGCCUCGAGAAAUGAAGCCCGAGCUCACCGAAGCCCCAGAGCCCUUCUCUCAUCUCGAAGUGAGACCUGGAACCCCAAACAAUAUCGUGAAUGCCCACCACGGCCUUACGCCCCAAGAUCCCUCUUUCGGUUAGUAGGUUAG
Molecule: messenger RNA, 2307 nt
Organism: Symbiodinium sp. CCMP2592
Lineage: Eukaryota; Dinophyceae; Suessiales; Symbiodiniaceae
Source: the annotation of a GenBank genome assembly